CUCGAAAUGACGCGCGUUACUCGGUCUGGGCGACACGAGUCCGACGACGAGUCAGUCGCUUCGACGUCCGACCAUGAAAGCGGAGAUCUCACUCCCGCGCGCACGUCCCACCGCGCCGCCGCCAAGCAUGCCGCCGCAGCAGUGUCUGCCAUGUCCAAGCGCCGAGCGCCGCCGUCGUCCGGGUGGGCGGGGGCCGACGUGGCGUCCUCGUCCUCGGCGCCUGGAACGCCAUCCCACAGUGACAGGAAGCCCUUUGUGUCAGGCACCCCGAGCCGAGGGACUCCUUCUCACCACGGCCGAACCCGUGCCAUCUCGGAGGCGUCGGAGGACUCGGACGAUUCGGACUUGCAGCUCGCGCUGGCCCUGUCCGCUUCGACACAAGCGCCGACCCCGACUCCCAAAAAGAAGGGCCGGCCGCGCAAGUACGCCCCUGUGGAGGUGGCGGACGACGCUGUCUGUGCCCUCUGUCAAAGCGCCACUUGUGCGGCGCGCGAUAGCCUCAUCAUGUGCUCGAACUGCUCGGAUUGCGCCCACCCCUCCUGCCUGAAUCUCACCAAGGCCGCCGCUGCCAAGGUCAAAACGUACCCAUGGCGCUGCUCGAAUUGCAAAACAUGCUCUGUGUGCGAUAAGGCUGGACACGAGAAAAAGAUGAUGUUCUGCAUUACAUGCGACCGAGGAACACACUCGUUCUGCGCGCAGCCUCCGAUGAAAGAUCCCUCGGAAGUUGCUUGGUCUUGCCCCGAAUGCUCGCCGUCCACAAAGCCGGCUGCUACACCGAAAAAGCGCCGCGCCGAGGCUGCCGAAUCGGAUGGAGAGGAUGCAUUGGCGCACUCUCGCAAGAGCAAGCGUGCUCGUGUGGUUGAAAGCGAAGAUGAAGAGGAUCAACAAGAUUCGGAUCGAGAGGAUGACAUCAAUCAGCUGCUGCUGGACGAGACGUUUGAGCCUACGUCUUGCGAUAUUGCAUUGUUCAAAAAGGCUCAAGAGCAAGCGAUUGCGGCGGCUUCGGACGAGUCUGGCGCGAGCUCAAGCAAAGAGUCGCACUUGCGCUCGAUCGAGUUUGGCAAGUACGAAAUUGAGACUUGGUAUUCGUCACCCUAUCCAGAAGAGUACACCAAGCUUCCCAAGCUGUUUCUGUGCGAGUUUUGCCUCAAGUACAUGAAGUCGUCUGCGAUUUUACAACGUCACAUGAUGAAAUGCGAAUGGCGGCAUCCUCCAGGAGACGAGAUUUACCGCAGCGGUGACAUUUCUGUCUUUGAGGUUGACGGCAAGAAGAACAAGAUCUAUUGCCAAAAUCUGUGCUUGCUGGCCAAGCUGUUUUUGGACCACAAGACGCUGUACUACGAUGUCGAGCCCUUCCUGUUCUAUGUCAUGACCGAGUACGAUUCGUCGGGGUGUCAUCUCGUGGGUUAUUUCUCAAAGGAAAAGAACUCGUUCUUGAACUACAAUGUUUCUUGCAUCUUGUCGAUGCCCCAGUACAUGCGUCGCGGAUUUGGCAAGAUGCUGAUCGACUUUAGUUAUUUGCUCUCGCGAGAAGAAGGCAAGAUUGGCUCUCCUGAAAAGCCAUUGUCGGAUCUCGGCUUGAUCAGCUACCGUAGCUAUUGGAAGACUGUCAUAAUGGAUUAUCUGGUUCAGCACACCCGCGCGGACAUUACAAUCAAGGAACUCAGCCAAUCCACCGCCAUCAACCCAUACGAUAUCGUUAGUACACUGCAGUACUUGAAUAUGAUCAAGUACUGGAAGGGAAAGCAUGUGAUUGUGCGUCGCCCGGACUUUAUGGAGGAGCAUGUCAAAAACACUCCUCGCAUCCAGCAAACACGCGUCAAUCCCCUGGCUCUGCGCUGGACUCCAUUGGCCCAGCGUUAGUAACUGCGUGGCUUUGUGUCUUUGAGCAUGGUUGACUUGUAGUGGUUGAUUCUUGUGCACGAUUUUCUUGUUUUCUUUUGUUUUCGUUGUUUGAUACAAUUCCAAUGGUUGAAAUCCAUCUCGCAUCCCUCCAAAAC
Molecule: messenger RNA, 2000 nt
Organism: Capsaspora owczarzaki ATCC 30864
Lineage: Eukaryota; Filasterea; Ministeriida; Capsasporidae
Product: MYST histone acetyltransferase 2
Exons: 10
Coding region: 7-1863 (618 amino acids)
Biological process (GO): regulation of DNA-templated transcription
Molecular function (GO): histone acetyltransferase activity
Source: RefSeq, a predicted model, not a curated record